GCGCCCAGCGGCGGGGCGGGCUGGCGGGCGCGGGGAACGGGUGAUGUCUCCGCCGUGCCCUCCUCGCCGGCCAGGGCUGCACCGCCGGGGCUGAGCCGCCGCGGGAGCCGCGAGCCGAGCAACCGCUGGGCGCACCCGCAGCGCGGGAGGAUGGGCUGCGGCGGAAGCCGGGCCGAUGCCAUCGAGCCCCGCUACUACGAGAGCUGGACCCGAGAGACCGAGUCCACCUGGCUCACCUACACCGACUCGGACGCGCCGCCCAGCGCCGCCGCCCCGGACAGCGGCCCCGAGGCGGGCGGCCUGCACGCGGGUGUGCUGGAAGAUGGCGUGUCCUCCAAUGGUGUGGCCCGAUCUACAGCCCCCAGUGGAAUAGCCAACCCAGAGAAGAAGAUGAGCUGUGGAACCCAGUUCCCGAACCCCCAGAGCCUCAGCUCAGGCCCUCUGACCCAGAAACAGAAUGGCCUUCGGACCACAGAGGCUAAAAGAGAUGUUAAACGGAUGUCUGCAAAAGAAGUCACCAUCAAUGUCACGGACAGCAUCCGGCAGGUAGAGAGAAGUCGAAGAAUCACAAAGAACUGCGUCAACUAGCAGAAGAUUCACCUCGAAGGGCAGGUAGACUUCUUUGGACCCCACCCAGGAACCUUGAAGAAGUGGGUGCCCCUGAACAUGAACGCUGCUGAGUGCCUUGAGAGACUUCUCCCUGGCAGCCCAUGGCUAGCUGAGCUGCUGGGACUUUCUCAACCUCCUAUUUAGCGCGUAAAUGUAUUGCACAGGCCUCACAUAGGAUGAUAAACCGCAGAUAUGCACUUCAGUUUGCAACUCCUACCGAUGGUCUGAUGUAAAAAUGAGAAGCUGAAAUCACAGGCCAAUUUAUGAAACAGAAAAGUAACAGGAAUGGAUUCCCUGAGGAAAGAGUCACAUAUCAGUUCUCAGCUCUCCUGGACACAAUAGUAUGCCCUGUUUCAGGCAAGCUUCAUUCUUUUGUUCUUUCUUUUUGAAUACCACCAUCAUAAAAUUUAGCACGUUCACUUAAAAGUUGAUUUUCACCCAACUCUAAACCUAGAUAUAUGAAAAAUCAAGGUAGCUCCCUGUUAGCUUAUUAUGAGACAGCUUCCGAUUCAAUUUCACACAAAGAAUUCUCCCAACAUCAGUGGCAUGUCUUUGAGAGGUCUCGGUGAAGCACUCACAUCUAUUUCUUAUCUGUCUUCAACUUCCCCUCAUGCCGGCAUCCAUGUUAGACCCUGGGCCAUAAUAUUAAGGUCGUUGUGGUCAAUAUAUCUACCUAGGACACCCUACAGGGCUCAGCAAGACUUUGCUUUUUUUUUUUUAAAGCUUUCCAGGUCUCUUUGCUUGUGUUCUUGAGUGUUUUCUCUGUCCAACAGGGUCAUUUGCAACUGUAAUCAGAGACUGGGUCCUGCUCACAAGAGGGAGAUAAUCCAGAACAUGUGGGUAGUGCCCUCGGCUUCCCUUUGGCUUCUCUGUACAAAGCCCCAGGACUGUGUCAUUUGCUGUUUGCAAGGAAAUUGCCUUAGAAAGCUGACAUCGGGCUGAUGUGCAUACCCGCUAGCAUUAGAUUGACAGGCAUCGUGUUAGAAGUCAGGUGAAUGCAGUGAAAAAAUGUUUUGAUAAGAAUAAUUUUCUAACAUUUCCUUAAACUUGUUAAAUAUUUUCCUUCAAAGUAAUGUAGCAUGACUUUUUUAAGGACUGUUAACAUGCCUGGGAUUGGGAAAGGAAGGACUUAAGUUGUACCAACAAUACCAAUAAACUCCAUGUUUAGCAGAAAUAGGCAACCUGAUUGUGAGUGUUUAUAUAGCAGCCUAGAAGAUUGACACCAGCAGGUUAAAAUUCAGAUAUUGACUUCCUUACCCACUCACUGUUGUUCCUCAAACACACCAGAUUGUGCCCUUCCUCCCUCCAUACCUUCUUUCCUUAUUAAAUGCCAGACUUGGACCAGGUACCUUACAUAUACUGACACAUCUAAUGUCUGUCCAGCCAUGUUUGUGCAACCUGAACCAUGGGUGAACUCUUAGGAGACUGACCUAAACCUUAAGGUCAAGUGUAUGUUGUAGAUUUCUCUGCCAGAGAACCUCACUUUUCUAUUCAGGGUAGAGUUCUGUCUUAUACUCUAGAUCUGGAUGUUCUCCUAAUGACUGUAAAAGCCUUUACCAUACACAAAACUACAGUUUUCCCAAAUUGUACCAUUUUGUGAUUUUUUUGAGAAAGGGCUUUUAAGGAACUUCACAUUCUGAAAUUUUUUAUAAUAAAGUAAAAGCAAAACCUGUGAGUCAUAUUCCCCACUGGC
Messenger RNA from Talpa occidentalis (Iberian mole), 2302 nucleotides. It is a transcript of the gene BAALC, whose product is annotated as BAALC binder of MAP3K1 and KLF4. The transcript is spliced from 3 exons. NCBI's taxonomy places the organism in Eukaryota, Metazoa, Chordata, Mammalia, Eulipotyphla, Talpidae. The record is from RefSeq and is a predicted model, not a curated record. Gene Ontology annotation, cellular component: cytoplasm. The coding region runs from base 151 to 588 and encodes 145 amino acids.